GUCGUCCUAGUACGGAUGGGUUCGUGGCCGGGAGGAAACGGUCGCCUCUGGUUGCUAUGUCUCUCUGCACAGCUGAGCUCCAAAGAUGGUGCCAAAGACCUUGGGGAGCCGCCAGCUACUCUGCCUACGGUUGGCACAAACCUUACUGACCUUCAAAUAGGAAAGAAAAUCACAAUUCGUGAACUGGGAGGAUGCAUGGGCCCCAUCUGGUCUAGUUAUUACAGUGACUGUUGCUGCGUCCUGUACAUGAUUGAUGCUGCUAAGCCUACGCAAAUCUCCUCAUCCUGCAUCCAGCUUCUGUCACUUCUUUCUGCUGAGCAGCUAUCAUCAGUCCCUGUACUCAUCAUUUUCAACAAGAUUGACCUACCCUGCUAUAUGUCCCUUGUGGAGAUGAAGUCAUUGUUCCGACUCCAGGAUAUCAUUGCCUGUGCCAAGCAGCCCAUCACUGUUGUAGAGACCAGUGCGCGUGAUGGCAAUGGCUUAUCCAACGUGAUGCAGUGGUUUCAUUCUACGACCCGAUGUGAUUGAAGCUGGAGAUUGCUCUCACCUCAGCUCAAGGAAACAUUUCCAUUUGCCUUUCCAUGGAAGCUGGGAUUGCUUGCAAUUGGUAAGAAUGGACGUUCUGGGAUUGAAGGUGGAUGAGAUUAGUGUGAAAUUUCCUGAACAGGAAGAAGCUUGAAGGGGAGGCAACAGGAGACUGACAUUUUCAGCAGCAUAGGCCUGUUUGCCAUUCCUGGAGGGCUUAAAAUCUAUUCUGCCAUCUCCCAAGAAGCAUUUCAGGCAGAUAAUAAAAGUUUGUAAUGCCCA
Messenger RNA from Lacerta agilis (Sand lizard), 807 nucleotides. RefSeq names its product ADP ribosylation factor like GTPase 16 (gene ARL16). Lineage: Eukaryota; Metazoa; Chordata; Lepidosauria; Squamata; Lacertidae. The record is from RefSeq and is a predicted model, not a curated record. The transcript is spliced from 6 exons. Bases 16 to 528 code for a protein of 170 amino acids. Gene Ontology annotation, molecular function: GTP binding; GTPase activity.